AUGAAAAUUGAAACAAAAGAACCUGAGAUCAGCUCAGCAGUUGUUCUUCGUUGCUUCUCUUUACAUCUUCCACGUGAGCCCCGUUGCUUCUCUUUACAUCUUCCGCGUGAGCCCGGUUGCUUCUCUUUACAUCUUCCGCGUGAGCCCGGUUGCUUCUCUUUACAUCGUCCGCGUGAGCCCCGCUGCUUCUCUUUACAUCGUCCGCGUGAGCCCCGCUGCUUCUCUUUACAUCGUCCGCGUGAGCCCCGCUGCUUCUCUUUACAUCGUCCGCGUGAGCCCCGCUGCUUCUCUUUACAUCUUCCCCGUGAGACCCGCUGCUUCUCUUUACAUCGUCCCCGUGAGACCCGCUGCUUCUCUUUACAUCGUCCCCGUGAGACCCGCUGCUUCUCUUUUUACAUCGUCCCCGUGAGCCCCGCUGCUUCUCUUUACAUCGUCCCAGUAAUGCAAUUACGUUCUUCCUGGAACGUAUGUACCUCGAAUAGUUUCUUCUUUAUUCAUAUCUGUCUUUAUUUCCUUCAUAAUUCUUGUCGUUUUUAUUUAUGUUCUCAUUCAUAUAACCUUCGUUUUUAUUGGCUCAUAUUUUUCUCUUUAACCUUUCUUUGCUUUUCUUAUUUCGAUUUUAAUUUCCUUCCGAUCGUCUUUUUAUCUUUUUUAGUCUCGUUUUUCUAUUCCCCUUAUACAUUUAUGGCGUCUUUCAAUCUUUUUUUCUGGCAUUACUUAAUUCUUACUUUCUUUCUUGCAUUGCUUAUUUCUUUCCGCUUUUCAUCCUUUCUGGUAUUAUUUCAUUAUUGCUUCAUCAUUCUUUCUUUCUGCCAUCAGUUCAUUGUUUUUUCUUGCAUUAAUUAUUGUUUAUUUGUUUCUUUCCUCCUGACAUUAUUUGUUUCUUUCUUUCUUCCAGACUUUGUUUGUUUAUUUUUUUCACUGUCUAUUUCUUUCUUUCUUUCUUCCCGACAUCAUUUCAUUACUGCUUUUUUUCUUUCUUUCUUUCUUUCUUUCUUUCAGACAAUUUCAUUAUUCCUUCUUUCUUUCUUUCACGGUGUUUCUUUCUUUCUUUCCAACAUUAUUUCACUGUCUGUUUCUUCCUUUCUUCGCGACAUUAUUUCAUUAUUGCUUUGUAUUUCUUUCCUAUAUUAUUUCAUUAUUCUUUUUGGCAUCAUUUCAUUAUUGCUUCUUUAUUUAUUUAUUAUGCCAUUAUUGCUUCUUUCUUUCGUUCUUUCUUCCAGACAUUAUUUCAUUAUUGCUUCUUUCUUUCAAGGAAAUCUAUAA
Molecule: messenger RNA, 1266 nt
Organism: Acanthosepion pharaonis
Lineage: Eukaryota; Metazoa; Mollusca; Cephalopoda; Sepiida; Sepiidae
Source: the annotation of a GenBank genome assembly